CUUCGUUCCACCACUCCCUCCCCUCCCCUCUUCUCUCUCUCUCUUCUCCUUUCUCUGUUUUCUGGGUUUUCCUUUUUGGAUCUGUGUAUUGGAGAGAAUGGCGGCAGCAUCAGGAAACAAGAACAACGCACCAGCAGCAAUUGGGCUAGCGUGGGAACCCAAGCUACCUUGGCUUCCAGUUCCAGAUACAGCUUCAGCUUCUUCGUCCAGAAAUCACCUCCGCCGCCGCCACCACCAUUUGGGGCCGAAACUAGCACAAGCCCCUCCUCUUUUUCCUCCCAACAGGACGACCUCAUAGAUGGACUCUACCUUCCGCCUAACGACCCCAAAAAGCUCAAUAAAUUGAUCAGGAAACAACUCCGACACACUGCUGGCAAGCAUUGGUUUGACAUGCCUGCUCCGACUCUCACUCCCGAGUUAAAGAAAGACCUCCACCUCUUGAAGUUAAGGAAUGCUAUGGAUCCCAAGAGACACUACAAGAAGGGUGACUCGAGAUCAAAAACUCUUCCCAAAUACUUUCAGGUGGGGACUAUAAUAGAGUCUGCUUCAGAAUUCUAUACAGGUCGACUUACCAAGAAGGAGAGGAAGGCUACCCUUGCUGAUGAGCUACUCUCUGAUUCUAACCUUGCACUGUACAGGAAGCGCAAGGUUCAAGAGAUUGAAGAGCAAAACCGACCUGCUGGGGUUGACAAGUGGAAAAUAAGAGGACGGAAGUCCAUGAAGCGAGCUAAGCAAAUGAGGCAUUGACUGAGUUUUUAUUCAUCUAGAAAUGAAGAACUAUUCUGCUCG
Molecule: messenger RNA, 789 nt
Organism: Coffea arabica (coffee)
Lineage: Eukaryota; Viridiplantae; Streptophyta; Magnoliopsida; Gentianales; Rubiaceae
Biological process (GO): RNA processing
Cellular component (GO): nucleolus
Molecular function (GO): RNA binding
Source: RefSeq, a predicted model, not a curated record